AGGCGAAGGGCGGAAGGGGCGGGGCAUCUUCGCCGACAUGAGCGAGCUGGUACGGGAGGAGCUCGCGGCUCUCGCGGCUAUUUUCUGUGGGCCGGACGAAUGGGAGGUGGUGCGCUGCUCAGAAACAGAUGGAGUUUCAUUCAGAAUUAACACAAAUGGACAAGGAUUUUUGGAUGAAAAUAUACCAUUAAGACUAUCAUUUCAUUUACCAGCUACUUACCCAUCUUGUCUACCAGGAAUCUCAGUUAACUCUGAGCACCUUACCAGGGCACAAUGUAUAGUUAUAAAAGAGAAGCUACUUGAACAAGCAAAAAAUCUUUUGUCUGAGCCGAUGAUACAUGAGCUUGUUCUCUGGAUUCAACAACACCUCAAGCACAUCAUCGGGCAGCCAGAAACAAUUGUUAGCUCUGAAGAUUGUACUUUGUCAAAAAGUAUAAUGGAUGAUGGAACAUGGAUCACCCUUUUGCAUUUAGAUCACAUGAGAGCAAAGACUAAGUAUAUCAAAACUGUGGAGAAGUGGACUUCAAAUUUAAGACUUGCUGGAAGACUGAUGUUUUGUGGCAAAAUAAUACUCAUUCUUCUUCAAGGAGACAGAAAUAGUAUCAAGGAAUACCUGAUUCUUCAGAAAACCUCCAAAGUUGAUGUGGACUCAAGCGGAAAGAAAUGCAAAGAGAAAAUGAUUAGUGUACUCUUUGAAACAAAAGUACAGAUGGAACACAAAAGGUUCCUGGCAUUUGAAGUCAAAGAGUAUUCAUCGUUGGAUGAGUUACUAAAGGAAUUUGAAGCAGCAGGACUUAAGGAGCUGUUCUCUGAAUUUGUACUUCCAUUGGUAAAAUGAAAUAAAAAACACAGAAGUCUUUUAAUAAAACAGGAAUUGUAUGGAUUAGUUUCUGUGAACAAUUAUGUUUCAACACUUUUGGGAAGCAAUUUUAAUUUUUUUUGGAAUAAGACAUGCAAACUUCUCAACUCGAGGAAAAAAUUUACAUUCAUUAAAAAGUUAGAUUAAAAUAAGCAAAUAUUUAUUAAGUACCCAUGUUCAAGUCAAUGUGGUAAGCUCUGGGAAUAGAAAGGCAAAGAGAUGUGGUUUUGACUGUAUCUUAAUGCUUACUAAGAAAGUCUGAGUUUCAUUACUGACACAUUUUUGAAAGCCACAUGUGAAAAAAUAGUAAAUUCUACUAUUUCUCCAGGCUAUACAUUUCUCUUUUCAUUCACACAUCAUUCUCUUAACUAUAACCUGACUGAAUUUGAAGAAGUACUUGUUUUUAUAUGAAUUUUUUUCUGGAAAUCUUUAUCACUUUUCUUUAAAAUAAAUUAUAUAUAAAAUUACUUACUUUGUACUUUUUGCACUACUAUCUUAUGUACAGAGAUUUUUCCUCCCAAGAAAUAUAAAUUGAAAGAACUUAAGAGAUCUAAUUCAACUUUUAUCUGAACAAAAAUAUCCCCUCUAUAAUGAGCAUAUAUGACAAAUUAAUGAAGAAAUAGAAAAUAUUUCUUAAUUUCCUACUAUGUGAUGGGCACUGUACUGGGGAUACCCUGUCCUUAGCAAACUUACAUUUUAAUAGGAAUAGAUAGCACAUAUAAGAAAGUGGGGGCUAGUGAAGGGAAUUUUGGUCUGGGAAAUCACAGGAAUUGUCAGUGGAGCAGCCUAUUACAGUCUUUCUAGAAACAAUCACAGUAUUGAUCUGAUUACUAAUCUCAUUGUAAUAUCUGGAAAGAAGGCAGAUAGAAGAAUACUCAGAUUCCUUGGUUUUUUGAUUGUAGAUAGCUAAGUGGGAUAUGAAAUAUAUUCUGUUAUUGACUACAGAGAGUUUGCAUGCACUCAUUAAUUAGAAUGCCCAAAUACCAAAUACCUUUGAAGUUGGGAAGACCUGACUUCAAAUGCAGUCCGAGACACUA
This is a messenger RNA of Sarcophilus harrisii (Tasmanian devil), 1896 nucleotides long. RefSeq names its product RWD domain containing 3 (gene RWDD3). Gene Ontology annotation, molecular function: protein binding. NCBI's taxonomy places the organism in Eukaryota, Metazoa, Chordata, Mammalia, Dasyuromorphia, Dasyuridae. Gene Ontology annotation, biological process: positive regulation of hypoxia-inducible factor-1alpha signaling pathway; positive regulation of protein sumoylation. The transcript is spliced from 4 exons. Bases 38 to 838 code for a protein of 266 amino acids. The record is from RefSeq and is a predicted model, not a curated record.